Messenger RNA from Eleginops maclovinus (Patagonian blennie), 6645 nucleotides. Its product is annotated as transmembrane protein 132C. Bases 1 to 3285 code for a protein of 1094 amino acids. The record is from RefSeq and is a predicted model, not a curated record. Lineage: Eukaryota; Metazoa; Chordata; Actinopteri; Perciformes; Eleginopidae. The transcript is spliced from 10 exons.
AUGGAUGAUCAGAGGAAAGAAAUCCUCUGGCAGCCAGAAGAAGAUGCUCUUCUCUUUUGUCUUUCAGUAGCCAACUGUCGAGUCAUGGAGGGACUGCAGAGAUAUUCCUCCAUCCCCACAUACCUGCCUGUCAACUACCAGGUGCUCAACGCUGACUUGGCUUUCUUCCUGAAAGAAGCCAACCAGGACUUCAUGAGGAACUCUAGCCUGAUGUCACGGACUGAACCCUUUUUCAUCUACCAGGCCAGAAGUUUGCCGUCCAUCAACACCAGCUAUGGGCCUCUGUCUGUUGAGCAGCCUGUCCCUUUAGAGCUCCUACAGACCCCGGGGACAUUUCCCGCCUCUUCUGUUUUUACCUUCAACUGGAAGGUGCAGACCUUCAUCAUGAAUACCAGGAUUCACUUGGCCAAGCCCAAAGUCCAGGUGCUGUUUUAUGUUGCAGGCAGGGACUGGGACGACUACAGCGCCAUCGACAAGCUGCCCUGUGUGCACAUGUUUGCUUUCCAUGAGACCCAGGAAGUGCGCGGCAGUUGCCAGCUGAAGGGGGGUCUGGGUUUGUGCGUGGCCGAGCUGGAGCCCUUGGCCGGUUGGUUCAGCCCACCCAGCGUAGUGCCGGGACGCCAGAAGAACCUCGAGAUGUCCGAGGGCACACCGGUGGAGCUGUACUACAUGCUGCAGUCCACAAAAGCCGGGGAGUGCCACUCAGAGGAGGCCAGGAAGGACAAUUUCAUCCGUUCAAGCCAGGAGGGGCUGUUUGGUUCCUACACUUCCACACCGCUGCGGAGGAUCGGUGGUGUGAGGCUCUACCAGAACCCCUCUCCUCCACCCCUCGCUGAACACAGGCUGGAUAAUAACUUUAUGGUGCUGGUGCCAGCAACACCCAUGAGACAGAGGGAAACCAUCUCUGCUUUUAUCAGCGUGGCAGCCUUCUCUCCUGUGGAGAUGUUUACUCUCAGGGUGAAGUUGAAAGAAGGAGUGACGUUUCUUGGGGCUCGUCCCAGCAAUCCCACUCAGUGGAUAGUGAGCCAGGAUGUGAGGAGCGAAGGCCACCGAGUGGUGACUCUUCACUGCCGCAGGAAGGAGUCCGGCUACGAUCAGCAAAGAUCUGAAAUGGGAGUUCAGAGGGUGCUCCAGGUGGAUCUGAAAAUGGAAAGCUUUCCGGAGCCGCUGGGCAGCCGCUGGAUGGCCUGGCAGGUGGAGUACCCGUCCAGUCGUGCAGCCACACAAGAGGCUGAGACGGAGAUCAAACUGGCGCAGGAGGCCCUGGCGGGCAUCGUGCCAUUGGCGAUGGACUCUGAGAUUUUGAACACUGCAGUGCUGACUGGGAAGACAGUGGCUGUGCCAGUAAAGGUGGUGACCAUUGGAAUAGAUGCUUCUGUUACCGACAUCUCGGAAGCAGUCAAGUGUAGAUCUACAGACGAAGAUGUGGUCAAGGUGUCAGACAGGUGCGACUAUGUUUUUGUUAACGGCAAGGAGAUGAAGGGCAAGGUGAAGAUGAUGGUGAACUUCACCUACGGAUACCUGAGUGCUCAACUGGAGCUCAACGUGUGGAUCCCUCGACUCCCCCUCCAGAUUGAAGUGUCAGACACCGAGCUGAGCCAGAUCAAAGGGUGGAGAGUACCCAUCAUGGCCACCAGUCAGAGGUCCACGCGGGACAGCGAGGACGAGGAUGAUGACGACAGACGUGGACGAAGCUGCACCCUGCAGUACCAGCACGCCAUUGUCAGGGUCCUGACACAUUUUGUGGCUGAGUCAGCAGAUCCCAGAGGCCAGACCAGCUUCAUGCUGGGCACUGAUUGGCAGGUGGACAUCACAGAGCUGGUGUGGGACUUCCUGAAGGUGGAGGACCCCCAAAUUGCAAAAAUACUGGACAGGAGGAUAUUGGUGGGGCUGGACAUGGGGAUGACCACUAUCCAGGUGUUGUCUCCUUUAUCCGACUCAAUCCUGGCAGAGAAGACUGUCACAGUGGUGGAUGACAAAGUGACCAUCACCGAGUUGGGGGUCCAGCUGGUGACGGGCCUCUCUAUGAGCCUGCAGCUCAGUACAGGAAGCAACAGAGCCAUCCUGGCUACCACGACCACACAGGAGAUUCUGCAGAGCCCCAAACAGGAAGCCUUGAUCAGCGCCUGGCUACAGUUUAGUGACGGCUCUGUUGCUCCUCUUGACCUUUAUAAUCCUGACUUUUUUGUCCUGACGGCUACCUCCCUGGAUGAAGAAAUAGUGACAGUGCAGCAGAACCCCUCGUGGAAAUGGCCUGUCAUAGUGACGGAGGCGGAGGGCCAAGGCCUGCUGGUCAGGGUGGAAAUGACUGUUUGCGAAGCCUGUCAGAAGUUUAAGCGCCGCAGCAUCCUGGCCGCUGGAAACUGUAACGUCAGAGUGAAGUUUGGUCACAGUGACAGCUCAAGGGGAGGGAUCAUCGACUACAGCCCCGAUGCAGACGAGAUGGAGAACAGAGGCAGACUCUCCCCCUCCCAGGACAGGACUGGCCCUGGCACCCACUACUAUGGCAGCUCCAUCUCUGACAUGGAGGAUGGGGUGUUAAGGAGAGCCACCACCACUAGAAGUGCAAUAUUGCGCAGACCAAACGGGGAGAAACUUUCAGAUGAUAGUAGCCAGAACAUGCCAAUUGACUUUGCUGACUUCCCUGCACAAGUGGACCUGCCCCGUGGCCGCAAUAUGGAUGAUGACCUUAUUCAGACUGCUCGUGGACUUACAGACCUGGAGAUUGGCAUGUAUGCCCUGCUGGGGGUCUUCUGCCUCGCCAUCCUGGUUUUUCUCAUCAACUGCAUCUCCUAUACGCUGAAAUACCGCCACAAGGAGCUUUCGAUUGAGGGCCAGGAGAACAUGAACCAUGCUCACGAUUGGGUAUGGCUUGGCAACGAGGCAGAGUUGCUUGAGAGCCAAAUCAGCCUGUCACCCCAGCAGGAGGAACAGACCUCUAUGAUAGACUCGAGCAGCGGGCUUGAGGAAGGCAGCCACCUGCUGAACGGAGGCUCAGCCCAGAAGAAUGUGCAGGGCCAAGUGCACCGGGGAGCGGAUACAGGGUGCAUAGUCAAGGACAGUAAAGGAGACUCACCCACCACCAAGAGGAAGAGAGUCAAGUUCACCACGUUCACCACCAUCCCCUCGGACAGUAGCUACCCCACUGUUAACACACUGACUGGAAGCCACUGCCAGGACAUUAAGUGGGUGUGCCAAGAUGUGGAGCUGGGAGACUCCAAGGAGUUGCGCAAUUACAUGGAAAGAGGAGAGUGGGUCUGGACUGAAACCGGAUCCGGAAAUUGACGUCAGAAUCAUCCCAAACUGCCAAAGGGUCAUUAUAUUAAAGAGGAUUGUGGUGAUCCCACAAGUGACUGAUGAUGAAUCAUUUAUCAAAAAAAAAGUCAAUGAAAAACGUGAUUCUUUUGUUCAUUUGUUUAUCAGAUGAUUAGCUUUUUAUCAUUAAUUUUAAUACAACAGGGUUUAAGAUAGAACGAACCCAGGACUAGCAGCAACUGUGACGUGUACAAUUCAGACAACAUGUAGAUUUUAAAACAAACCAUAAGAUGGUUAGAUAGAUGUUCCCGAUGUGUGUGCACAUUAAAUGGUUUUGGAAGUUUUGUAACAUUUCAGAUUUUAAUUUCUUACAUCAGAUCCUUGAUCUAUGGAAGAGUUCUGUAAAGGCCAAAGCAAGCUAUGAGAAAAUUCUGCAUGUGGAUGGAAAAAAAAAGGCACAACUUUCUGGUUCAUUCUCAUUUUCCCUAACACAGCAGAAAACCUGUUCUGUAUAUACCAAACAGUCUCCAAGCAUUGUAUUGUUGCUCUGUAUAUUGUAUUUUCAUAACAUUUAAGAAAUACACAACAAUGUCAAGAGUAUGUAUCAGCUUUUCUUGACCACAGCCAUUAAGUCCUGAGGUCAGUCGAGGAUUGUGGUUGAGGAAAAGGAGCCACUUACACAUUAAUCUUUGUAUAAAGAGUAUUUCAUGACAUGCAAGUCACCAACAAGGCAAUGUAAUCUGCUCUUUUUAAUGCUGGCCAGUCAAGAAAGGCAGUGGUCAUUAAUACUCUCGUCUCGUCUAUUAGAACUUGUGCCCUAACAUGACAGCAGUGCAUGAAGGGGCUUUUGAACUAAAUUGCCGGACAACAUGGUAAUGUGACAUUUCCCGCUGUCCAGUCCCCACUUUAAAGUGAAUUGAUCUUUGAAGAAAAUGCCAAUUAAGGUCGUGUUACCUCUCUCCCAUAGCCUUCAGGAAAAGCAUACUGAUAAACUGUGUGUUAUGGACAAACUGGGAUGAAAUGUGCACUCCAUCUCUCGGGGAUAGUGUGGAUACAAAGAGGGAUAAUUAAAGGCAAGGUGGGAAAUUUGUUCUUUUUGAAAAAGGAUAUUUUAUUAUCCAGAUAAUUGCACAAAUAAUAAUCAUCUCUGAAAACUUGCUAAACAAAGGCAGUCGGGUGAAAAAUUGCCUUUUGCUCAGUGAACGUUAUUAUCAUCACAGUGGUGUUGGCUGAUUGCAUUUUUUUUGUGUUAUUAUUUUCUAUCAAGCAGAGAAGUGUUCACAUUAUGUUAACUGCUGCUGCAGUGUGGAUCAGACUGUCAAUCAGCAACACUCAGAUGGUUAGCUUGGAGGAAGGGAGGUGAGAUACUUAAGCAAAUAGUAGCACUACCUUGAGUGCAAUAAGGGGACGCCAUUCAGAUUAGAGCAACAGUCAGCACUGAAAGGAGUCCCUCCGACUCCUUUAAUAGUUUGAGUGGCUUUUUUAACUUUUAUUUAAUUAUUUCAAACAGCUUGUCGACUCAGUCUCUUUUUCUACUUCUGUGGUAAUGCAAAUGAUUUCCUGCUUGCUGAGCCACCAAAUCAUAACCACACAAACAAUUCAAGAAAUAGAUUUCAAAUUAAAAAAUAACAAGCCAUGAUAGCUAUUUAAUUUAGGAAAUAGUUUUAAAUGCUGAGAACUGGGCUUAUUUACCGUUUGCUGUUAACACAAUACAUUUGAAGCUACAACGAGUAGGCUACAGCAGUUGGUUAGCUUAGCAUUAAGACAACAUAUUGACUCUUUGUAGAGGGUAAAAUACUAGUGUAAAAAAAAUCUAUGGGUUUUGUGCCGACUAUACAUGGUUUGCACAAUAAGCUGCAUAAGUCGCAAUAUGUAGUUUCUUAGUUCUGAGCUUCAGAGGUGCUGUUUUUGUUAGCCUGGCCGAGCCAUGCUAGCAUUUUUGAGUCAGUGCUCAGCCGACCAGCUAUUAACAGAUCUAAAAAUCGACCAUUAACCAAAUACCUGGUAAUUAGCCUGUCUAUCCUGGUAUCUAAAAUAUCAUAUUUUUUAGUAUUUUUAAAAAUGUUAACUCAAAUGUUGUGGUGGCUAAUUCAACUAAAAGUUUAGACAACGAUGAAAUAUAUUACGAUUUUUCUUAGCCCUUUAUUUUUAAUCAUUAUAAAUGUAGCUUACAUUCAAGUUGUUUCCAUGAUUUAUUAACAGAUACACAGGAACAACUCUCCCUGCUCACUCAUUUGUCUCAGUUUCUGUUGUCCUGAUUUUUCUCUUUUUUUUCCUCCGGUGCAAUCUGCCUUGUGAUUUUCCUGCUUCUGCAGCUCUAUCAGUGGCUGCAGGGGAUUAUAGCGGGAUCCAUGUGCAGAGAGUGCUGUGUGCUGGGACCGUGGCUGCUGUGCCCAGCCUGUGGACUGUGAAGGGCGAUGAGAGCAAGUGCAGUUCCUGGGAGGGAUUCAACUGUCAGCCACAAGGGGCGUGAUUGAUGGAGGGCCCCAUGUAAUUAAAACACCACUGCGAGUCUCUUCCCGUGACCGUCGUCAGUGGUUCCAGCCUCUACAGGUAGGGGCAGAACAGCGCAGCCCAUUAAGGACCUGCUGUCUCCACCCCCUUGGGCUCCGGUUUUAGACAAGUGUUCACACCUGCUGGGAUGUUGCACAGCAGAUAUAAUGACUGUAUUUGUAUGUACUUCAAUUCUUAGAGCAUGGUAACUCAACACUCAUUUCUGUUGGCCUUGAUGUCUUGACUUCUCUGAGAUUAAAAGUAAAAAUCUUCCCCAGGCCUCCAUCUUAAAUGGAUUUUUAAUUAAAUUGAUGAUGUGAGACCAACAAACUCCCACUAAUGGUUGGCUGUGCUCCCCGUGGUCCUAAUAUGUCGGGUCUGUAUUUGCAAUUUCCAAGUGAUUAUUCAUUGCUUAAGUUAUGUUGCUUCCUUUGAAUUCCUUUUUUCAAAUCAGUUCACAGCAGUUCUACGUCAACUAAAAACUUACAACCACACUUUCUCAGAGGAACGAUAGAGCAGCUGUCAAGGUCAGCUUGAUUUACCAGUCCGACCGAUUUUCUACAGAUUAAACCACAGGGAACCAAAGACAACUGCAUUCAUAAGAAAAACACCCUUGUGCUCAAUCUGUGUCUUGUAAACACUAUCUUCCACUUGACGAGAGCACCAGUGGGAAGACAAAUAACAGAGCACACACACACACCCAUGCAUGCUCACACACAGAGUAUCUUGUCUCACUAGCCAUUUAAGUUAUUUUUGGCAAAAUUAAACGUAAAGCCCCUGAUGUCAGUCUAACCUUGAGUUCAUUAUAAUUGAACAGAAUUAGGCUGGCAAUAUUCCGUAUUUUUUUAAUUGUCACCAAAUCCCACAAUAAACAUGAACAUCCACAAUUUCCAUACU